This is a messenger RNA of Periophthalmus magnuspinnatus, 946 nucleotides long. RefSeq names its product stum, mechanosensory transduction mediator homolog (gene stum). NCBI's taxonomy places the organism in Eukaryota, Metazoa, Chordata, Actinopteri, Gobiiformes, Gobiidae. The coding region runs from base 545 to 946 and encodes 133 amino acids. The transcript has 3 exons. The record is from RefSeq and is a predicted model, not a curated record.
CGGCACCACCAUACAUCUCUUCUGUGUCUUGUACAGGGGUGUGUUCAGCGUGGAUUGACUAAAAGACAGAGAAAAAGAGAGAGAAAAAGAAAGUUUCGCCUUUGUGAAUCGAUUUCAGAUUGUUUUUCAAGGAACUAUGAUAUUUUUGGAGCUGGAAAUAAGGUAGCAAACACUGGACUUCAGUAACCCCAACUGUGUGGUCACUUUAAGGAUACAAAACAAGAGGACUUUUGUUAUGGAACAGUAGCUUGUAAAGUGCACCCUGGGAAUUUCAAAUCAGGAAAACCUCACGGAAAAAGCUGAAUUUUCAAGUUCAUUUCUAAAUUCCAUUGAUUAUACUGCAAAUGCAAAUUAUGUUUACAAUUUGAAACUUGCACGUGCUUUGUGCUCCAUUAGUGUACAUCGAUUCUACAAACUCUAGCAGCUGAUCAUUCGGAGGCACUUCCAAUCAGUCAUCAAUACAGCACAAGUGUGAUUAAAAAGGAGGAAAAUCAAUUACCGCUGACCGGCUGAGCUCCAAUCUCUUGACACAAUAAGGAACGCGAUGGCACAGAAGGAAGCAGGAGUGGAGCAGAGCCGUGUGAAGAGUGGGGACAGCCUAGGGGCCAAAACAGCGGUGGGGGCCCAUACAGCGGGUGGGGGUGUGGUGGUGGAGGUGAGGGAGAAGAAAGGACCACUGAGGGCUGCCAUUCCCACAAUGCCUUUCCCCCUUGCGGUCAUCUGCUUGUUCCUGAACACCUUCAUCCCUGGACUAGGUACCUUCAUCUCUGCCUUCACGGUGCUAUGUGGAGCGCGCAGUGAUCUCAUCUCGGAGCGGGGGAAGUGCUGCGUGUUCUGGCUGAACGUUGCCGCGGCGCUCAUCCAGAUCCUCACCGCUGUCAUCAUGGUCGGAUGGAUCAUGAGCAUCUUCUGGGGAAUGGACAUGGUCAUUUUGGCAAGCCUGUAG